This is a messenger RNA of Physeter macrocephalus (sperm whale), 1829 nucleotides long. It is a transcript of the gene RBFOX3, whose product is annotated as RNA binding fox-1 homolog 3. The coding region runs from base 22 to 1143 and encodes 373 amino acids. The transcript has 11 exons. Gene Ontology annotation, molecular function: mRNA binding. NCBI's taxonomy places the organism in Eukaryota, Metazoa, Chordata, Mammalia, Artiodactyla, Physeteridae. The record is from RefSeq and is a predicted model, not a curated record. Gene Ontology annotation, biological process: regulation of alternative mRNA splicing, via spliceosome; nervous system development. Gene Ontology annotation, cellular component: cytoplasm; nucleus.
GCCACGGCUCCGCCUGAAGCGAUGGCCCAGCCCUACCCCCCGGCCCAGUACCCCCCUCCGCCACAGAACGGCAUCCCCGCCGAGUACGCCCCGCCGCCACCGCACCCCACGCCGGACUACUCGGGCCAGACCCCGGUCCCCCCGGAGCACGGCAUGACCCUGUACACACCAGCACAGACCCACCCGGAGCAGCCGAGCAGUGAGCCCAGCACACAGCCCAUUGCAGGGGCCCAGACAGUGCCGCAGACAGACGACGCGGCACAGACGGACAGCCAGCCGCUCCAUCCCUCCGACCCCACAGAGAAGCAGCAGCCCAAGCGGCUACACGUCUCCAACAUCCCCUUCCGGUUCAGGGACCCCGACCUGCGGCAAAUGUUCGGGCAAUUCGGAAAAAUUUUAGACGUGGAGAUCAUUUUUAACGAGCGGGGCUCCAAGGGUUUUGGGUUUGUAACUUUUGAAACUAGCUCAGAUGCUGACCGAGCCCGGGAGAAGCUGAAUGGGACGAUCGUAGAGGGACGGAAAAUUGAGGUCAAUAACGCCACGGCCCGAGUCAUGACCAACAAGAAGACUGCCAACCCCUAUACCAACGGCUGGAAGCUAAACCCGGUGGUAGGGGCAGUUUACGGACCUGAAUUCUAUGCGGUGACGGGGUUCCCCUACCCCACAACCGGCACAGCCGUUGCCUACAGGGGCGCGCACCUACGGGGCCGGGGCCGGGCUGUGUACAAUACGUUUCGGGCUGCGCCGCCCCCGCCCCCCAUCCCGACUUACGGAGCGGCACUGGAGCAAACGCUUGUUAAAAUGCCAGUCCCAUGGGCAGGGCUGGCACCCUGCCCCCUCCCUCCUCAGCAGACACCGGAGCCGGCCUACCCCACCUCUCCAGCGUUCCCACCACUUUCUUGUCCGUUUGCUUCCAGGGUCGUGUAUCAGGAUGGCUUUUAUGGUGCUGAGAUUUAUGGAGGCUAUGCCGCCUACAGAUACGCUCAGCCCGCAGCAGCCGCGGCCGCCUACAGCGACAGUUAUGGCAGAGUCUACGCGGCUGCUGACCCCUACCAUCACACCAUCGGCCCCGCGGCGACCUACAGCAUUGGAACCAUGGCUAGCCUCUGCCGAGGAGGGUACAGCCGCUUCACCCCCUACUAGCAAGAGGCCCAGCCCCUAACAGCAUUCACACUGACUGCCUAGUACACACCAAACCCAGCAGUCCAAAACCAGGCACAGCCACCAGGAGGACAGUGCGCCCCUCCCGGUCCGCGACACGCACCGCUGACCUCUGCGACUCUAAGUCCAUAGGUUUUACCUCCGGCCAACUGGUCUCCCCCCCACGAUGGCGUGUGUGUCUUUGACCCUGGUCACCCCCGUAUGUCUGAAACCUUGGUUCCUAUUUUUGACUCUGUUGACGUUGUGCCCCCCCCAAGCCAUUUCAGGUACAGUAUGCACACAGUGGGAGGGGCUAGGCUGGCAGAAGACCCCUCCCCAAGAACUAGCAAUAGAGCCCGAGAGGGCCACGCCCACCCCCCGUUCCCCAUGGAGACGGCAGCCCGGCCUCCCCAGGAAGCUACCCCAACCAGUCUGGGCCCGAGCCCCGGCCCCUCCCCUGGGGCUCGGGAGGCAAGGGGCUCCCGUCUGUCUGCCCCAGUCGGUGGGUUCCUAUAGCCUCAACAGUGCUCCUCCCCAUCGUCACCCAGCUAGUCACAGGAGUAAGUGUCUCUGCCCUCCUCGUCCCCAUCCAGCUAAGCUGACAUUUCUGAUUCAAUUCUAUUGAUGUUUCCUGCUGAAGUUGUCACAAGUCAUGCGGGAGCCCCGCCAGCCUCAGGGGUUCCUUAGCC